AUGGUUCUGCCCCCUUGCCCCAUGGCGGAGUUCGUGGUGUCGCAGCACAGCGCGGUGAUGGAGCGGCUCCGCCGGCGCAUCGAGCUUUGCCGGAGACAUCACAGUGCCUGUGAGUCCCGCUACCAGGCCGUGUCCCCGGAGCGCCUGGAGCUGGAGCGCCAGCAGACCUUCGCCCUUCACCAGCGCUGCUUGCAGGCUAAGGCCAAGCGAGCGGGGAAGCACCGCCAGCCGCCCCUUCCUCCCCCCACGGCGCCACCUCCAACAGCUCCUCCGCAUCCGCCUUCCUCUGCUCCGGGCCCCGGGCCCGGGGCCUCUGCGACUCAUCUUCAUGAAACUGUAAAAAGGAAACUUGAUAAUUCUGUUUCACCUCAACAUGGCGACCAGCCAAAUGGCUUUGGGGACAUAUUUCCUGUGCCCAAGAAAUUGUGUCAUGAUGAUGGUCUUGGUGGGUUGAGUGGCUCCUCCAAUGGAAUACCUCCCGUAUCCCCUCUACAUCAGCCUGAUAGCAAACCUUCCAGUGGAGAAAAUUUACAGCUUAAUGGAAAACAUUCCAUAAGCCUAGAUGGAAUGAGCAAAAAGGAUCUGCCACAUUCUAGCCUUCAGUUGAAUGGAAGCAGUGAUGCUGAUGACUCAUUUGCUAUGAUUAUUAACAAAGAACUCAAACAAGAACCAGAUGAUCUUCCUUGUAUGAUUACGGGACCAGGAAGUUCUAUAUCACAAAACAAUUUGAUGUCUGAUCUUAACCUUAAUGACCAAGAGUGGGAGGAGCUAAUGAAUGAGCUAAACAGGUCAAUGCCUGAUGAGGAUAUGAAAGACCUAUUUACUGAAGACUUUGAGGAAAAGAAGGAUGCUGAUCCUUCAAAUUCAACUGCACAAACUUCUUUACCACAAGAUAUCAUUAUAAAGACUGAAUUUUCCCCGGCAAACUUUGAACAGGAACAGAUAGGGUCUCCACAAGUCAGAUCUACCUCUGCUGGCACAACAUUUAUUGGUACAUCUUCUGUCCCUGUUACUGCUGCUUCUCCAGCAGUUAGUAAUUCUCAAACAAUGUUUCAGCCUUCAAAUCAAUCCAUGUCUGAAAAUCCCAACCAGUCAAUAAUGCAACCAGCAAGCCAGGCCCAAAACGUUCAGAGGCCUCUAUCUAAUUCAUUGUUAUCUGGACAAACUACAGGGAGUGCCAAAGAGAUGUCAUCUGCUAAACAGCUACAGCAAAUAGCUGCUAAGCAAAAGAGAGAUCAAUUGUUGCAGAACCAACAGCAGGUCCACCCAUCCAGUCAAAUUUCUAGCUGGCAGCAAUCUGGACCUUCUCACAGUCCAUUGGCUCUCCCAUACUCUAUGGAAAAUCCAACUAGCCCUUCUGUUUAUCAGCAAGACUUCAGUAACCAAAAACUCCUGAUACCCAAUAUGCCAAACAAGAGUUCUCCUAGGACAGGAGGUAACUAUCACGGUGGAAAUAUGUUAAGCCAUCAGCCAAGCAACAUAAAUCAGAAUUCUGCAUCUAAUCAAAACUCUGUGCUAGAUUAUGGGAAUACAAAACCUCUUUCACAUUACAAAGAAUGUGGGCAAGGAAUCACAGUGCCUGGACAAAACAAGGCUUCUAUGUUAGCAUACCUUCAGCAACAUCAGCAGCCUACACUGCCUCAUAUGAGUGAUGAGCAGAGUGGCAUAUUUGUAAUGAAGAAGUCUGGAAAUAUUGCUUAUAGGCCUUUAGUACCACACAGUCAGGAUCAAAAUCAUUCUGCUGGCGUUCCUCGCAUUCCCGUUUCUGUUCCUGGCACUGGUGUAAAUGCACAGCCUCCUAAUGUUUCCAUGGCAGGUAACCAUGGUAAUGCAGCUUAUCUCAACAGUCAGCAGCAAGCAGCUGUAAUGAAGCAGCACCAGAUGCUACUAGAUCAUAAGCAGCAACAAAAGCAGUUGUUAAUAGAACAACACAAACAGUUUCUAAUGGGACAGAGGCAACUUCUUGCUGAACAGGAGAAACAAAGGCAUCAUCAGGAGCAACAACUCCAAAGACAUUUGACACGACCACCUCCUCAGUACCAAGAUCAGACACAAAACACAUAUCAACAGCAAGUUGGCCAGUUUCCAGGCUCAUCUCCAUCAAUGACAGGGGUAAAUAAUUUAGGCCAGUCCAACUCCAGCAGUCCACGAAUGUUUUCUCAGAAUCAGAACAUGAUUCAGAUUGGAACAGGGCACAGUUCUGUCUCAGCGAGCAGCACUCAGCAAGAUCGAGCAGUUAAUCAAUAUACUGGUCUGCAGAAUAUUCAGCGAGGCAAUUUAUACAGCAUGGCAUCUGGUAUGACCCAAAUGGUCCAACAACAUGCAAAUCCAACUGCCAAUGGUCAGCCACAAAUGCAAAGACAACCCAGUUUGGCUCAGGGCACUGCUCUCCCUGCUGGAUAUGGACAGAACACGCUAGGAAAUUCAGGCAUUUCUCACCAACACAAUAAAGGGGCACUAAAUGCUACAUUAUCCAAGCCUCAGAUGGCAAGAAUGCCAGCAAUUGGGGCCCAAAAUUCAUCCUGGCAGCAUCAAGGUAUAUCAAAUAUGAACAAUCAGGCUCAACGAAAUAAUGGUUUAGGGACAUUUACUGCCAACUCUACGUUCCAUAUGCAGCAAACUCACUUAAAGUUGUCCAGUCAACAGUUUGCCCAAGGAAUGCCUCAGGUAAGCCUCAACACCAGCAGGACAAUGGCACCCAUGAAUUCAGCUGUCUCUGGACAGAUACUGCCAUCGUUAGGGGCCCAGCAGCGGACAAACCCUCCUACUCAACAGCCAGUCCAGGCACAACAGGUCUUGCCAGGCAUGAGUCAAACUGUCCCAGAUCUGACUUUCAGCCAGAAUCAGAAUCAGCAGCUGUCCAACAGAACCAAUCUACACUGUACUCAAGGUUAUCCCGUGAGGACAGCUAGUCAGGAAUUGCCUUUUGCCUACAGUAACCCAUCUGGAGGCAAUGGCCUACAGAACUUAACUGGGGAUACAGACCUCAUAGACACUUUAUUGAAAAACAGGACUUCAGAAGAGUGGAUGAAUGAUUUGGACGAGUUAUUAGGGAAUCACUGA
Protobothrops mucrosquamatus (brown spotted pit viper) is the source of this 3063-nucleotide messenger RNA. It is a transcript of the gene MAML1, whose product is annotated as mastermind like transcriptional coactivator 1. Gene Ontology annotation, cellular component: nuclear speck; nucleoplasm. The transcript is spliced from 6 exons. Gene Ontology annotation, molecular function: transcription coactivator activity. Gene Ontology annotation, biological process: Notch signaling pathway; positive regulation of transcription of Notch receptor target. Bases 1 to 3063 code for a protein of 1020 amino acids. Lineage: Eukaryota; Metazoa; Chordata; Lepidosauria; Squamata; Viperidae. The record is from RefSeq and is a predicted model, not a curated record.